Messenger RNA from Pygocentrus nattereri (red-bellied piranha), 7465 nucleotides. Its product is annotated as adaptor related protein complex 3 subunit beta 2. Gene Ontology annotation, cellular component: AP-3 adaptor complex; membrane coat. Bases 956 to 4534 code for a protein of 1192 amino acids. The transcript has 29 exons. Gene Ontology annotation, biological process: vesicle-mediated transport; anterograde synaptic vesicle transport; intracellular protein transport. The record is from RefSeq and is a predicted model, not a curated record. Lineage: Eukaryota; Metazoa; Chordata; Actinopteri; Characiformes; Serrasalmidae.
GCAGAGAGAGAGAGAGAGAAAAAGGGAGAGAGGCAUGGUGUGAUGGUGUUGUAAGAGGAGAAUGGAAGGGAGGGGUGUGCUAACGUGGCUGUGAGGCACAGUGAAGCUUAGACAUCUCUGGGCUGAGCUCACAUGCAGUGUUGCCACCGAGCAGACGGAGAACAGCUUUCUCCCUGGAGAAACCCAAAAAACACUGCUAUCACGCUCCUCCACUCAUUCACGUUGUGCAGGGCCAUCACUCUCUAACGUCCCCAGCGGUGGAGGAGGCUUCAUCAGGCAUAGCAGCAUCGUCUCUCACUCUGGAGGUUUGGAUCCACAACAGACUAAGACUUGGCAUUUGUCUAUGGGAAUACCUCACUCCAGCACCGUGUAGUGAAUCUUUAAGCUUCGGAGGUAUCCCAAACCUGUUGGAUAGACCACUGAAGAGCUUUCCAGGCUUUCCCGGAAGUCGAGGAGCUGUUCUCUCUAAGAGUGCUGAAGCAGCUGGAGUUAUGAUUCUACAGGUGUGUGUUUGUGACCAUUAAGGAAUCUUUCUUGGACAACUCUUACAGAUGCGAAUCGUCACUGUCACAGGAAGACCUUAUAACCAUUUUUUAAACCUAUUUUCACCUUUUAUUGUUUUUGCACUAUUUAAAAAACACCAUCUGCUUUUGUAAUGUGUGAACUUUCAUGACGUAGAAACAUUGAAAAGCAAAGUGUAAUUGUUUACGUUAAUUGAUGUUAAAAUAGGAGCUUUUUUCUCUUAUAAAGUUACCAUUUUUGACACAGAAAGUUUUCGUAGGACAGCAGUGCUAUAAGCCUGCAGGUUUGAGGGCACGUCAGCGGGAGAGUGUGCACUUUUGACUGAGCUUUCAGGUGCCUCAGGCGAGUUGCAUACAAGCCUCCGGGACAGGUGUAAGGGCUCAUCAGCUGAAGACUCUGACAGGUGUGUGUCUUCAUUUGUCGGGCUUUGAGCAUGACUGCCAUGCAGAAGCUGCUGCAGCUGCCGGUCAAUGCAGUGAACAUAGUGAAGACAGUGCAGGGGGUGGCACAGGGUCAGGAGGAGGCACGAAGCCCUGUGCUGACGCCGGACAGUGGGCAGCAGAACUGGUACAGUGCCGUCCAACCCGAGGAGCUCCGACACCUCCGCACCGCCAGCACGACAGGUGGAGGAGGUGGAGAGGGAGGGGGCGAGUGGGGGGAGGACAGAGGCACACUGGAGGAAGGGCUCUCCAGUGCCCAGACACAACCGCUGCGGCAUGAUGACUUGAAGGAGAUGCUGGACAGCAAUAAGGACUCUCUGAAACUGGAGGCCAUGAAAAGGAUUGUUGCGAUGAUUGCAAGAGGGAAAAAUGCAUCUGAUCUCUUUCCUGCUGUGGUGAAGAAUGUGGCCUGCAAGAACAUUGAGGUAAAGAAGCUGGUGUAUGUGUAUCUAGUGCGCUAUGCUGAGGAGCAGCAGGAUUUGGCUCUGCUCUCCAUCUCUACAUUUCAGCGGGGACUCAAGGAUCCUAAUCAGCUGAUUCGUGCGAGCGCUUUGCGUGUUCUCUCCAGUAUCAGAGUCACUAUCAUUGUGCCCAUUAUGAUGUUGGCCAUUAAAGAGGCUGCCUCUGAUAUGUCUCCAUAUGUCCGCAAGACAGCCGCACAUGCCAUCCCCAAACUCUACAGCUUGGACCCUGAACAGAAAGACCAGCUUAUUGAGGUCAUUGAAAAGCUGCUUGCUGAUAAAACCACUUUGGUAGCAGGCAGUGUAGUGAUGGCAUUUGAGGAAGUAUGUCCGGAGCGGAUUGAUCUGAUCCAUAAGAACUACCGUAAGCUCUGCAAUCUGCUGAUUGAUGUGGAGGAGUGGGGUCAGGUGGUUAUCAUCAACAUGCUCACCCGCUAUGCCAGAACCCAGUUUCUCAACCCUAACAUUAAUGAGUCACUUUUGGAAGAGGGAGGAGAAAAGGCUUUUUAUGGUUCUGAUGAUGAUGAUGAUGAUGAUGAUGAUGAUGACGAUGAAGAGAAAAAAGCCGAGGCCGCUGCUCUGGCCAAGAGGAAGCCCUACGUUAUGGACCCUGACCACCGACUGCUGCUCAGAAACACCAAACCCUUGCUACAAAGCCGCAAUGCUGCGGUGGUGAUGGCAGUGGCUCAGCUGUAUUUCCAUCUCGCUCCAAAAGCAGAGGUCGGCGUCAUUGCCAAGGCUCUGGUGAGGCUGAUGAGGAGCCACAGCGAAGUUCAGUAUGUAGUUCUACAAAACGUUGCUACCAUGACCAUCAAAAGGAGGGGGAUGUUCGAGCCAUACUUGAAGAGCUUCUAUAUCCGGUCCACUGAUCCCACACAGAUCAAAAUACUGAAGCUUGAAGUUUUAACAAAUCUGGCAAAUGAAACAAACAUAUCAACAAUUCUGAGAGAGUUUCAGACCUAUAUCAAAAGCAUGGAUAAGGACUUUGUGGCAGCCACAAUCCAGGCCAUUGGCCGCUGUGCCACUAACAUUGGGGAGGUCAGAGACACCUGCCUCAACGGUCUGGUACAACUCCUUUCAAACAGAGAUGAGCUGGUAGUAGCUGAGUCUGUGGUGGUAAUUAAGAAGCUCCUGCAGAUGCAGCCAGAGCAGCACAGUGACAUCAUCAAGCAUAUGGCCAAGCUCACAGACAACAUACAGGUGCCGAUGGCGAGAGCCAGCAUCCUGUGGCUAAUUGGCGAGUACUGUGAACAUGUACCUAAAAUUGCUCCUGAUGUUCUGAGGAAGAUGGCAAAGACAUUCACCAAUGAGGAGGACAUUGUCAAGCUGCAGAUAAUCAACCUGGCUGCCAAACUCUACCUGACCAACUCCAAACAGACUAAGCUCCUUACACAGUAUGUGCUCAACUUGGCGAAAUAUGACCAGAACUAUGACAUCAGAGACCGGGCACGGUUCAUCCGUCAGCUCAUUGUCCCUACCGAUAAGAGUGGAGCUCUAAGCAAAUAUGCCAAGAAACUUUUCCUUGCCCUCAAACCUGCACCUGUGCUGGAGUCUCCGUUUAAAGACCGAGACCAUUUCCAGCUGGGUUCGCUGUCUCACCUGCUGAAUGCCAAAGCAGGCGGCUACCAGGAGCUGCCUGACUGGCCCGAGUCGGCACCUGACCCCUCCGUGCGCAACGUGGAGGUUAUUAGGCUGCUCGAAAGAGUCACGACUCUAACCAGCGUUCCAGAAUGGACUAAAUGCACCAGCAGGAAAGAACGAAAGGAGAAGAAGGUAGAAAAGCCUUUCUACUCUGACUCGGAGGGAGAAUCUGGACCCACAGAGUCAGCUGACAGUGAGUCGGACUCAGGUAGUGGGUCACAGAGUGGCAGUGAGGAGAGUGGCUCUGGUUCAGAGAGUGAAGAGAGUGAGGAGGAAUCGGAGUCUGAGGAGGAAGAGGAAGAGGAGGAAGAUGAAGAGGAAGAGAGGGCAAAGAAAAAGAAGAAAGUAGACAAGAGCAAACCUAAGAAACCUGAGAGUGCUGAGAGUGAUCAGAGCAGCGGAGAGGAGCAGAAGAGAAUCCGAAAAGGAGGGAAGGACCGGAGAAGUGGCACUGAGUCAGAGAGUGAGGAUGAGAGCGAGUCUGAGAGCAGUGAGUCCGAGUCAGAGUCUGAGGAAGAGUCCGAGUCAGACACAGACAUCAAGAAGAAGAAGAAGACAGCUGCAUCAAAGCCACCUCCAAAGCAGACCAAAAAAGAAAGCAAGAAAGAGACCAAGGAAAUGUCACUACUAGAUCUGGAUGACUUUGAGCCUACACCCUCACCUCAAGUGACCCCCGUCAACAGCUUCCUGUCCAACAGUCUGGUGACUGAUCUAGAGGGCUUGUCACUGACGGACACGGUACUUGCCCCCACUACUAUCGCCCCAUCCAGCUCUGUGAGGCUGUAUGAGCUGUUGCACCGGAUCACGGGCGAGGGUCUAGCAGUGGAAUACUGCUUCAGUAGACAGCCCUUUAGUCCUGACCCUCACAUGGUGGCUGUGCAGAUCCAGUUCACCAACAACACUACUUCUGAGGCAAAGAGCUUGCACAUAGAAGAGCCCAAACUGCAGUCUGGCAUGAGGAUCAAGGAGUUUCCAGAAAUUGAGGUGUUACCUGCAGGCGAGUCAGUUAAUGUAGUAAUGGGCAUUGAUUUCUGCGACUCCACACAAGCAGCCAACUUCCAGCUUUGCACUCAUAUCCGGAAGUUCUUUGUGUCGAUUCAACCACCAGUGGGGGAACUGAUGACGCCUGCCUUUCUGACAGAGAACGAGUUUAAGAAGGAGCAAGAGACACUAUUACAUGGUCAGCUGAUGGGAAUGAAUGAGAUCUCAGAGAAGCUAACCCUGGGGGAGAAGUGUCAGAGCGAACAUGUCAUCGUAGAAAGAGUCACCUCCACGGCUAACCUCAGCAGAGUACCCUGUGGUUCAGAUAAAGAAAGCAGGUUUGCUGGGAAAACCGUCAGCAGCGGAAGCCUUGUGCUGGUCACUGUAACAAGGAAGGAUGGAGCAGGAGCCCUGCUUACGGUGAACUGUGAAAAGAUGGUGAUCGGUACGAUGCUCGUGAAGGACAUCCUCCAAGCUCUGACGCAGUGAUGGCUGCCUCUUCAGCUCUCCUCCCUGCCCCCACCCUCUCUGCAUAUAUCUGUAGCAAUGUGUAGACGUUGCCUCGAUGCUGUGCAUUGAUGUUGGACCAGCUUCCAUUACUCAAUGCUUAUUUAAAUACUGUUAACUGUUAUGAGAGGGGAUAUAAAUAUAAAAUCUCAGAUCAGUAAUCACUUGGGAACAUUUAACCAUUUUGCACAUACUGUAUACACUUCCAAUAUUUAUUUAUUUUUGUCCCCAAAGAUCAGAAUAUAGCUGAAUACAAUACACACAAGCACUCGUCCGUAAAAAUCUCCAGUUAUCUCUUAAGUUUGCAGAAUGUUGCAUGACCCACUUUCAACGUUUUAACUCCUUCAAUGACCAGGGCAUACCAGUAGGCCCAAGUUUUGUUACACACCUCUGUAAGUCAAGCUCAGCCAGUUUGCAUUCAAGUCCCUGUAGCUACUUAAUGAUAAUAACACCUGUAAUAUGCCUGGGAUAUUAAGGGGUUAAAAGAAUUAUAGACAAGAAGGUCUAUACUUGCCAAAUAUCCAAACAGGACAUGUCUGUUUAAAGUGUGUAAUUCAGUUUAAUGUAAUUUAUUUAUUGAUUUUUUUUUAACACAGAAAAUCUUACAGCACAUUCUGUAUGUACAAUGUGAACAGUGUGAAGCAAGAUAUCCUACUUACAGAUGUACAUGAGUUUAAUUAUACACAAAGUCAUACACACGUAGUUUUGAAGCCCAUUUAAGGAAUUAUUUCAAUGGUUCUGAACUCUGGUAUUGGGGAUCCUAUGUCCUGCAUAGUUUCAACGGUUUUCUGUCUUAAUACAUCUGAUUCCGCUCAUAAAGGGCCUGUUAAUUACCUCAUUAGCUGGAUCAGGUAUCCUGAGGCAUGGAUUGUCUGUCACUAUGCAAGACAGGCUUUCCCCAGGACAUUUUCUGUUAUUGUGUAACAGACUCAGUGAAUCAUGACAAUCAGACUUUGUUUCAGCAAAACCUAAUAUAUGUAUGGCAGUGUAUUCUGGACUCAAAUUCAAAUGCAGAUUUGAAAAUGCUAAUUGAAAUAUGUAUUUAUAACUGUAUUUCCCAAGUGAGUGUGCAAAAUGUAUUUGCGUUUGCAUUUUUGUGUAUAAUGCGUCCAAGACCACAUACUACUAUAUUAUAUAGCCAAACAGAGCAAUAGUAGAAUGUGUUUUUGGAAGCAUAUAAACUUUUGUGGUACUGGCACACUUGUUUACAAUAUGGAGGCAACAAUGGCAACCACUUGCCAACCGGGCCGUGGAUAAUUCUGCGCAGCGUCAUUCUAUGUUGUUUGGCGUGGAAGUGACUUACGACCAACUAGGAGCACCAAUGUUAGUGACACAGUGACUGGCUUCAGGCAGAGGCUCACAGGCUGUUGGAGAAACACUAGUCCUAGACAAACACUACAUGUUUUAGUGCUUUCCCUGUUUUAACACACUUGUUACAAAUAGGCAGGGAUUAACAGAUUUAAUUGCUUUUCCAAAUUUUCUAGCUAUUCCACACAGAAAUACAAAUGCAACUACAAAUUUUGCAUUUGAAUUUGUAUUAUGUCUUAAGUAAUUUGAAAAAAAAAAAGGCUGGAAUAUGCUGCCAUAAAUCUGUGUACUUAAAAGCAGAAACAUUGCUUUGUUUCCCAUCUUAAACACAAUAUAUGGUGCAUUUACAUCAGUAUCCAAUCAAAACCAGACUGUUCUGACAUUAAACAAAACAGGGUAUUGCAUUCACCCAAGUGAAAAUUCCACUGUCGUGAUAAUCAAAGCGUCCUGUCCACUUGUUAAGCACACCAAUGUGCUGAAUAUCAGGAAAGGUAUCAGUACUUCUGCUAAAGAAAAAAAACCUCAUUCACAGUAACAGCAAAUUGCAAAAAACAUGAACUGUACAAUGUAUAACUCAUUUCUGCCUGCCUUUACAUCGUAGGUAAACAGUAGGGUAACAAUCUGUAAAUUUCAAUGUGUGACAAGUAUGGCUAUAUGAGAAUCCCAUCACAGUUAUCCUUUCAAAGAACCGUGCUGCUUAGACUGUGUUGCCAUGUUUUUGCCUCUUUUGAGUUUGUAAUUACACACCGUAACUGCACAUGUUCAUCUGGGUGUCCUCCCAUAUUGUAAUGACAGACAAAAUGUAGACUUUGUGCUUAGUUUGGAUGUUAUUGUAUUAUUUAUUUUCAUCAAUUUUGAGUUUACAACAGAAAAUGACAAAUGGUCUAUAGAAAUGAUGGUGGGUUGUGCGAUGCAAACCAAUGUUUGAGUAGCAGUUGUUGAAUGAGUAAAUAGUAAAUCACAGGUUAAAUCCUUGUUAUGUUUUCCCCAAAGAGACCCAUUGCAGAUGAUGCUAGAACAUGCUAUAGGAAUCUUAAUGCAGAAUAAUUUAUUGGUGUUGCAUCAUUAUGUAGUUAGCAUCCUGUAUUCCAUCAGUUUCAGCAUUGAGGAGGGAGCAUUGUGGGCCAUGUCGUGGAGGAGGUAGCAUUAGAUUUUUUCAACAUAAAUUAUAUUUAUUUCUUCUAAUGUAAUAUUUAUUUCUUAAGUUUUUUUCUUGUUAAAGGAACUGCUAUAGCAAAGUGGCUGACAUUCAUUUGCUACUGUUCUCACAGGCCUGUGCUUUUUCAUGUGCUUUGGUUGAAGAUACAAAAGUCAUCAUGCUCCAUUAUUUAGGGUCAAGUCUAGCUGCUACAGCUGCAAAGGACAGUCAGGAUGGCGCGCUGUGUGGUGGGUGGUGUCUCAGUCAGAGGAUGGUGAGCAGGGGUAGAUGUGUACAGUGUGGUUAAGAUGAAGGUUUUGGCCAGGGGGUUGUAUUUUCUGUCCUUUGUGGUUGUGUCAUCUAGUCAGUAUCUAAUACUCAGUCUACCAUUUCCUUGCUGUGUGAUUGUGAAAUAUUGUUACUUUAUUUAUGUUUUCAAAUGUCAAUAAAAUGAAACUCUGCACUCA